Messenger RNA from Ilyonectria robusta, 732 nucleotides. Its product is annotated as histidine phosphatase superfamily. Lineage: Eukaryota; Fungi; Ascomycota; Sordariomycetes; Hypocreales; Nectriaceae. Gene Ontology annotation, cellular component: cytoplasm. The transcript is spliced from 3 exons. Bases 55 to 702 code for a protein of 215 amino acids. Gene Ontology annotation, molecular function: phosphatase activity. The record is from RefSeq and is a predicted model, not a curated record.
GCUUCAUCUCACCGUCACGUUUUGGCUUCAUAUCACACCGCAGCAUCCCAAAAUAUGUCCACAAUUCACAUAUUGCGUCAUGGACAAGCACUCCACAACGUCCAGAGGGGCUAUCCACACCGAGAUCCCCCAUUAACAGAGCUUGGGAUACAGCAGGCAACGGACGUGCAGCCGCCAACAACACCCGAUCUCAUCCUCAUAUCCCCCAUGACGCGAACUAUCCAGACGGCCCUUCUCGUUUUCCCCCACCUUCUCUCCACUUCUCCUGCCGAGGUCGAGGUUCAGAUCUGGCCCGACCUGCGCGAAGGAUACGACGCGAUCUGCAACAAGGGUGUCGCGCGGGCAGACAUUGCCGCCAAGUUUCCCCAAUUCGAUUUUUCGGCCUGUUCCGAAGAAUGGGACUAUCCUCCACACAGCCCGGAAGAUGCAACAGCACGUGCCGAGAGGGUUCGUCAACGCCUCCAAGUUCUCUCCAAGUCAUACAAGAACAUUUUCUUGGUCACGCAUCGCGGUUUCAUUGCGUUCCUUGUCCAAGGUGACAGAUUUGAUGUUUGCGAAUGUCGCUCUUACAAGUUUGCCACUGAGGAUGAAGUGGGCGAGAAAAGGUACGGUGUCAAUUGUGACACGGGUGCCCAACAGGAUUUCGGGCCCAGUCCAUUACUCUCACAACCUCUCACACUUGUAAGUGAAGAGGAAAAGUGAAACCGUCCAGCGAUCUAGAGCUCGCGCGAU